Messenger RNA from Pollicipes pollicipes, 616 nucleotides. Its product is annotated as rootletin. The record is from RefSeq and is a predicted model, not a curated record. NCBI's taxonomy places the organism in Eukaryota, Metazoa, Arthropoda, Thecostraca, Pollicipedomorpha, Pollicipedidae.
AUGGAGGACAAGCUGCAGCAGAGCCAGCGUCACCAGCAGAGCGUGCAGUCGGAGCUGAGCGCCGCCGAGCAGCGGCUGGUCGCCGCCCAGCAGACGGGCGUGGAGCAGCGUCAGUCUCGGGAACACGAACUGGCAGAGAGCGUGUCCCGGCUGCAGGCCGACAAGACCGAGCAGGCCGACCGGCUAGCCCUGCUGCAGCGCAAGCUGGCGCAGGUUGAGGCGGAGAAGAAGGAGCUGGAGCGUGGCCAGGUCCAGCUGGAGAAAGACCGCGCCGCCCUGAUGACCACCCUCGACAAGGUGGAGCGCGAGCGUCUGUCGGCGGACCAGACGGCCACCAAGACCACGCUGGAGCGGACCGUGCUGGACCGGUCGGUGUCGGCGCUGGAGCAGGACAACCAACAGCUGCUGCGCCACGUGCGCAGCCUGGAGCAGCAGCUGAGCGAGCUGCAGCAGAUGCACGCCAAGUGUGCGGUCCGGACCGCCGCCGUCGCUGGCGACAAACACAGCCCGGAGGACCUAGCCGAGCUGGACCGGCUGCGCGCCCGCUGUCUCCAGCUGGAGAAGAUCAUGCAGGCUCGCGAGAGAAGCUGCAAACAGCGCAUCGUCGGCCUGGAAC